AUGUCAGAUAAAGAAGCCUUGAAGAUCUUUUCAAGACAACCGGUCUCGUUGGAUAUGAUCAACUUUUUGGUUGCUACAACAAACUCCAUAAUCCAAGUAAGACAACCAGCAUCACAAAAAACCAAGUGCUUUGGCUCUUCCUCAAUCAUUACAAAAAACCCCACAAUAUCACUCGCCAAUUUCAUCAAGACCCUCAUAAACUAUUCUAACGUGCAGACACCCACACUAAUGGCAACCUUGGUAUACCUCAACAAAUUGAGAAACUACUUGCCAGCCAACGCCAUUGGUAUGGAAACUACUAGACACCGUAUUUUCCUCUCAGCAUUGAUUGUUGCAGCAAAGAGUCUCAAUGAUAGCUCACCCUUGAACAAGCACUGGACAAAAUAUACAGACGGCUUAUUAUCCAUCGAAGAAGUAAACCUCGCGGAAAGAGAGUUGAUUAGCAUACUAAACUGGGAUAUCAAUAUCAAAGAACACGAAUUGAUUAUAACAUUGCAACCAUUCCUCAGCGGAAUCAAGAAACACUUGGUCCAAAAGCAAGAAUGGGAAUCACUCCAAAGACUCAAUUUUUAUCGUCUUCAACAACAGCAGCAACAAAGUACAUUAUCAAGCUCACCAUAUCUCUCUCCACCAGUGCAUCCAAACAGAUCAAGAAAAUUACAUGUUUCACCCUCAGCCUCAGUUGCUCUGCUGUUGAACUCGUCACCCUCAUAUUACUCUCUCCACAAUUCAUCUACUUCUACAUCUUCAAAAUCAAUGUCGUCAAACUCAAUUAACCUGAAUUUAUCAAUGAGCAAUUCAGUGUCGACAAAUUCAAUCCAAAGUAUAGAAUACCAACACCAACAGUACAAUGAUGCACACUUACAAGUUAAAAAACCUUCUAGAAUCCCCUUGUCGAGCAGAUCGCUAAAUAACUUGAACCAAGAACCAUUACUACAAAACAAACAAUACGUUGCUGCUCCACCAGUAAUAAAGAAAAAAAGAUCAAUGAUGAGUUUAUUAUCUUCAUUAUCGUGA
This is a messenger RNA of Lodderomyces elongisporus, 1017 nucleotides long. RefSeq names its product cyclin (gene PCL2). Gene Ontology annotation, biological process: regulation of cyclin-dependent protein serine/threonine kinase activity. The record is from RefSeq and is a predicted model, not a curated record. The transcript has a single exon. Bases 1 to 1017 code for a protein of 338 amino acids. Gene Ontology annotation, molecular function: protein kinase binding; cyclin-dependent protein serine/threonine kinase regulator activity. Lineage: Eukaryota; Fungi; Ascomycota; Pichiomycetes; Serinales; Debaryomycetaceae. Gene Ontology annotation, cellular component: cyclin-dependent protein kinase holoenzyme complex; nucleus.